CUGCGAGCUGGAACUGAAGUGAGAAUGGCUUCCUAUAAAAGGUAGAAACUAGUCAAUACGGCUUUGUAUCACACUUGACAUUUUAUUGAAAACAUCAAGAUGUUGUUGUUUAAAUUAAGUCUUGUGAUACUUCUUUGUGAAGAUGUUUUUGGGUAUUGGAAUCCCAACAGAAUCUCUAUUCUAACGGCACCCAACAAGACGAAAAAACCUUGGAAAAAGACAACCAUUCAACCGACUACUGAAGAAAAUAUUACGUCAGGGAAAACCACACCAACAGAAGAAAAUACCUCACCAGAAAUAAUAAGUACAACUGAGGCCUUACCACCUUCCACGGAAUCGCCUGCUGUGUGCACCACGAGUUUACAUAGCAAAGACGACCUGUUACUUAUAAUUAAUUUCUUGGAAAAGGAUAAGAAAAUUUAUGAUAACAUAAUUACCAGUUUCCGGUCGGAAGCGGAAAAUGUGCGUGAUAAACACUUAGGUGAACUUGAAGCCUUCCAUAAGUGGUUCCAAAAUAGACCAAUGCAUUUAAAACACAUCCUUAAUGAAAUUAAAAAGACACGUCAAGAGUUACUGCCGCUGGUCGAAAAUAUUUCUGAAUCAUUAAAACAAUAUCCUGAACUACGAGAUACAUUUGAAGAAAGUCAAGCAAGCGUGGCCAAAGUGUUCAAUAACUUGGAAAGGCAGAAACAAAUAUGUAAACUUUUGUGUGAAAAUGAAGAGUUACAUGAUCGACAGAUGAUCCUUAAAGAAGAUAUAUUUUACGAUAAAAAUGAAUUUUACUGUGGGUCAAUAGCAGAAGUUCACCAUGAGAUACAGUCCAAAUUACUUAACUUUUCCGCAGACCAACAACAAGCCUUGAAAGCCAAAUUAGAUCAUGAUGACGUCCAGUACGACAACAAAUUAGAAGAACUGAAAAAAACACUAAAGAAUGUAGCACUGAAUGAAUUUGGUUUCACUAUGUACGAUAUUUUGAACUUGCAAGAUUCUUACUAUCACUUUUCAAAUGAAAUUCAUAAUGCAAGUGUAAAAGAAACUCUUGAUGGAAUUAAACAAAAUAUUGCAAUAAUUAAACCAGAAAUGCUCGCAUUGGAAAUGUCCGUACAAAAACUCGCAAAACAUUGUACAAGUUGCAGUAAUAGUCUCAACUUUGUGUCGCGGCAAUCUCUUCAUUCAAAAGAGCAACAAACAAAGGAUGAGCCCAGCCCUAAAAACAAUAAUAUAUUGCAUGAAGUGUUGGCUGCAAAGUUACAAAGUCUUGAAGAUAACAUUAAAGAUAAUUACACAUCCAUUUUCGAUGUCCUCGAUCAAAAAAUAAAAGAAGCCAAUUCAACUAAUGUCUACAUUGACGAUAUCAAGCAAGUACAAGCAGAAGUUGUUGCAGCAACUAAAGCAGAACAUGAUGAGUUAGCAAAACUUAAACUUACUAUUCCCACGCAAAACCGCACGAACUUGUUACGACUAGACAAAGAAGUAAAGGAUUUACUAGAAAAAAUCAAAGCAGAUAUACAUUUUGUUGAAGAAUACCAUAAUUAAUAUGAAAAUCAUUAAGAACUUCUUCCUAAAAUAGUAUGUUACG
This is a messenger RNA of Ostrinia furnacalis (Asian corn borer), 1579 nucleotides long. RefSeq lists its product as uncharacterized. The record is from RefSeq and is a predicted model, not a curated record. NCBI's taxonomy places the organism in Eukaryota, Metazoa, Arthropoda, Insecta, Lepidoptera, Crambidae. The coding region runs from base 100 to 1536 and encodes 478 amino acids. The transcript is spliced from 5 exons.